AUGUGGUCUUCUAGCCCAUCUUCGUGGGACACAACCAAUGAAGCGUUCGCUCUCGGAAAUGGGAAGCUUGGAGUUAUGCCAUUCGGAGAACCAGGUGUCGAAAAGUUAAAUCUCAACUACGAUGAGCUGUGGGAAGGAGGCCCCUUCCAAGUUGAAGAAUAUCGUGGAGGAAAUCCCAAUUCUAGCAUGGUAGACACCUUAAACGACAUCCGUGCUUUUAUCUGGAAGAAUGGAACAGGGGACGACAGUGCACUGCACGGCGAUAUAAAUGGAUACGGUUCUUAUCACUCACUAGCCAAUCUGACGAUUCAGAUUGACAAUGGCAUGAACAAUGUGCUCUCUUUUAACCGCUCCCUGGAUCUUUCCAAUGGCAUCCACACCACGACCUAUUCAACAUUGGAUGGAACCUACACAAGCUCCGUUUACUGCAGCUACCCUGAUCAAGUCUGUGUCUACCAUAUUUCCUCUCCAAGGCCUCUAUCAAACGUCUCGAUUUGGUUUGACCAGCUCGUUGAGUCAACUUCUCUCUGGAAUGCCACCUGCGGGGCGACCUUCGCUCGUUUGACCGGCUUGACGCAGGUUGGAUCGCCUCUGGGCAUGAAAUAUGACACUAUGGCCCGUAGCUCGCUUUCGGGGCACUGUGAUAACUCUACUGGGGCGUUGCACAUUAAUUCUAGUAGCACCAAGAGCCUCACUCUUGUCAUCGCUGCAGGAACGAACUUCGAUGCUGGCAAAGGCAAUCCCACCAACAACUUUUCUUUCCAAGGAGCAGAUCCUGAAGAGCAUGUCCAAAGCCUCGUGUCAGCUGCUAUUGAAAAACCUGAGUCGGAGCUCCGAGCGACCCACGUGGCGGACUACAGUACCUUGUCCAAUGCAUUUACCUUAGAGCUGCCAGACACGCAGAAUUCGGCUGGAACAGAGUUCUCGGCGCUUAUCACUGCAUAUAACGCGAACUCGACUCAGGGAGAUCCAUUCUUGGAGAAGCUCCUCUUUGACUACGGCCGACAUCUAUUUAUUUCGUCCUCAAGAGAGAACAGUCUUCCACCAAAUCUGCAGGGCAUAUGGAGUCCUACGGUGACCGCUUCCUGGGGCGCAGACUACCACGCCAACAUCAACCUACAGAUGAACCACUGGGGGGCAGAGGCAACAGGACUAGGAAACUUAGCGAAAGCUCUGUUUAACUACAUGGAAAGCAAUUGGAUGCCUCGCGGCGCAGAAACAUCUCGCCUUCUUUACGGAGCGGACGAGGGCUGGGUAACGCACGACGAGAUGAAUAUCUUUGGCCACACAGGAAUGAAAAACUAUGAAACAUCCGCCGACUACCCCGCGGCCCCAGCCUGGAUGAUGCAACACGUCUGGGACCACUACGACUACACCCGCAACAGCACCUGGUUCAAGACCCAAGGAUGGCCAUUGCUCAAAGGUGUAACAUCUUUCUGGCUUUCCCAGCUCCAAGAAGACCAAUUUACCAACGACGGCACUCUCGUCGUGAACCCCUGUACCUCACCCGAACACGGGCCCGUCACCUUCGGCUGCACGAACUGGCAACAGCUCCUUUAUCAACUCUUCGAUAUAACUCUCCAAGGCGCCGCCAUCGUCUCCGAGCCCAACACUAGCUUCACUGCCCAAGUCCAGCGAAGCCUGGCAAAGCUAGACAAAGGCUUGCACAUCGGGUCCUGGGGCGAGAUCAAAGAAUGGAAACUCCCCGACAGCUACGGAUACGACGUGCAAGGUGAUCAGCAUCGGCAUCUGUCACAUCUAGUAGGCUGGUACCCCGGCUGGAGCAUUUCAUCGUACCAGAACGGGUACACGAACGAGACGAUCCAGCGCGCGGUGAACAUCUCGCUCACGGACCGGGGACCGGGCAUCUCGGACUCCAAUGCUGGUUGGGAGAAGGUCUGGCGGUCGGCGUGCUGGGCGCGGCUGAAUGAUACGAAUAAUGCGUACUACGAGCUGCGGCUGGCGAUUGAUUUGAAUAUUGGGCAGAGCGGGCUGGAUCUCUAUGCGGGUGGGAAUCCGCCCACGGAACCGUUCCAGAUUGAUGCUAAUUUUGGAUAUCUGGGAGCGGUCCUGAGUAUGCUUACUGUGGAUUUGCCAGGGGAAUAUAAGAGUUCAGGUUCAGGGGAUGGAAAAGAAAGGGUUGUGGUGUUGGGGCCUGCUAUUCCGGCGGCGUGGAAGGGUGGGAAGGUGAGAGGGUUGAGGUUGCGGGGUGGUGGGAGUGUGGAUUUCUCGUGGGAUGAAAAUGGAGUUGUUGAUACAGUCAGUACUACUGGGCUUGCGAAGAAUGUGAGGUUGGUAAAUGUGGAAGGAAAGAGUCUACAUUAA
Penicillium lagena is the source of this 2325-nucleotide messenger RNA. RefSeq names its product glycoside hydrolase family 95 protein. NCBI's taxonomy places the organism in Eukaryota, Fungi, Ascomycota, Eurotiomycetes, Eurotiales, Aspergillaceae. Gene Ontology annotation, biological process: carbohydrate metabolic process. The record is from RefSeq and is a predicted model, not a curated record. The transcript is spliced from 4 exons. The coding region runs from base 1 to 2325 and encodes 774 amino acids. Gene Ontology annotation, molecular function: alpha-L-fucosidase activity.